This is a messenger RNA of Poecilia latipinna (sailfin molly), 2385 nucleotides long. It is a transcript of the gene tent2, whose product is annotated as terminal nucleotidyltransferase 2. Gene Ontology annotation, molecular function: poly(A) RNA polymerase activity. The record is from RefSeq and is a predicted model, not a curated record. The transcript is spliced from 16 exons. NCBI's taxonomy places the organism in Eukaryota, Metazoa, Chordata, Actinopteri, Cyprinodontiformes, Poeciliidae. Gene Ontology annotation, biological process: RNA 3'-end processing. The coding region runs from base 205 to 1629 and encodes 474 amino acids.
UUCAAUUAAAAUAAACACACGUCUCCUUUAAAUCUAUUUCAGUUACGUCAUCAGAUGAACGCGGAAGUUCUUCAGCAGGUUAGAUUUGUUUACAUGUGAUCUGGACUUAAGUGUUACAGAGGCCAGUUAGCUUCACAAACACAGGCAGGGCGAGUUUCGGUUUCCUAGCAAAGUUGAUGUUGGAGCUCAGUGGAGUUCGUCGGCAUGUUUCACCGCAACAAGAUUCUUUCGCGGCGGGGAGCCUCCAGUAAUACGCCGUACCCUCCGCCACGAGCCCCCUGGUAUUUUGACUACCAACACGGAGAACCUGAAGCUGCUAACAGCUUUAAUGUUCUCAACAUAGUGGAGUUGCCUCCUUAUACAUGGCAGCCUGCAACGCCCGUCUUUGCAGCCUUACCUCCACCCCCAGCCGGUGUAAACCACGGGCGCAAGAGGCACUAUAACGAGCACAGUGCUCGUGCUGUCAAACGCCAACGCCUCAACCCGUCUCCGACCUCCUCUCCAACAUGGAUUCCUCAUAGUAACCUGGCAGUGGGAGAGCCCUCAACGUUCGCCCCAGUGGGGUCUGAACGCUUUCAUUCCAGACCUCCGAACACAGAGGUGCUCACCGAACCACAAAACCUAACGAGCCUUCGGGUCUUCGUCAAGGACAAGCUGAGCGGUCAGAUGGUGGACCUGUUUGAGGCCUGCCAGCAACAAAUUUCAGAUCUGGACAGGAAGGAGGCGUGUCGAGCUCGGCUACAAGUUGACAUCCAGAAACAAUUCCCAGAGUCGCGGUUGUACCUGACCGGAUCUUCGAUGAGUGGACUGGGUUGCCGGAGCAGCGAUGCCGACCUCUGUCUUGUGGUCACGGGAAAUAGACGCCCCCAUCCAAUGGAUGUCCUUUGUCAACUCCAAAGGGAUUUCAGGUCUCUCUCGUAUUUGGUGAGGAUUCAGCUGAUUAAAGCUAAAGUUCCCAUCCUCAAGUUCAAAGAGAGAGGCAGUUUUCUGGAGUUCGACCUGAAUGUGAACAACACGGUGGGCAUCAGAAACACAUUCCUGCUGAGAACCUACGCUUACGCCGACGUCCGGGUUAGGCCCCUGAUCCUGGUCGUGAAGAAGUGGGCGCGGCACCACCAGAUCAACGACGCCAGCAAAGGGACGCUGAGCAGCUACACGCUGGUGUUGAUGGUCCUUCACUAUCUCCAGACUCUUGAACAACCUGUCCUCCCAUCUUUUCAAAAGACUCACCCUGAGUGUUUUGAUCCGCUCAUGGACAUAGACGAGGUUCCAGACGGACCCAGACACGUCCGGCCCUAUACCUCAACAAACCAGUCGUCUCUGGGCGAGCUGCUGCUGGGCUUCCUCAGAUACUACGCCACGCGGUUCAGUUGGGACAAGCAGGUGAUCUCUGUGCGCCAGGCCACAAUUUUGCCCAAGACCAACUCUAAAGAGUGGAGAAACAAAUUCAUAUGUGUGGAAGAGCCAUUCGAGGGGAGUAAUGUUGCCAGAGCCGUCCAUGAAAAGAUUAAGUUUGAUGCCAUUAAAAAGUGCUUUUCUGAGUCGUACCAGAUGCUGAACGAGAGGAAGGACCUGGCCUCCAUCCUGGCGUUGAGAGCCAUCAUCAACGAGGAGUUGGCGAGGAGAUGAGCUGACUGGCCUUUCGAUGAAAAACAUCGGUGUUGUACAGAGGAAAGUUUCAGCAGCGCAGACUCAGAGAGAGGAGGACUGAAUGGUUUUAACGGUUGAAUGUUUUUGCCGCCACGUUUGUGCAGUUUCUGAUGCUACUGUUAUCACAGCAAAAAGACACUAAACAUCGAGUGAAGGUAAACCAGAACACAUGAAGGCAACGUCCAGUUGCUAAAAAUGGAGAAUCAGAGCAAGAUAACCGUUUUUUUUUAUAUAUAUAUAUACAGCUGCUAUUUUUUUGGUUUCCUGGAUGGAAAUGAUAUUUUCUCUCAUGUAAGAAGGGCUUAAGUGGAAGGUUUAACGUUGUCUUCUCUUCUGAGCUUAUCCUGUUUUUGCAGCAGUUCUCAGCGUCAUCCUUCUGAGUACAAUUAUUUGAAUCUGCGUUAUGCCGACGAUUUCUAUAACUUGGUGAUGUCGAAGCCUGUUUUCUAUUUUUAUAAGCCAACGUCGACAUUGUUGUGUUUUUCCUGCUAUAAGUUAAUGAUGCCCUGCGUUUUCUCCUGAGCUCUUCUGUGAUGUUUGAGGUAAAACGACCACAAAGUGCUCAUCAUCGAAACUGUUCUGGAUUUUACGGUUCUUAAGGUUGUGGCUCCUCGUGUGUGUCUUUCUCUUCCAGCUGUCGUCAAGGGUUUGAGUCUCAGAUACUUUCUAGAUUUUUUGGGACAAACACACCAGUUUACAUUUUAAAGAAUUUGAAUAUAAAUAUUUCUUGCUGUU